Gopherus flavomarginatus (Mexican gopher tortoise) is the source of this 423-nucleotide messenger RNA. Its product is annotated as profilin-1-like. The coding region runs from base 1 to 423 and encodes 140 amino acids. Gene Ontology annotation, molecular function: actin binding. Gene Ontology annotation, biological process: positive regulation of actin filament bundle assembly; actin cytoskeleton organization; regulation of actin filament polymerization. The record is from RefSeq and is a predicted model, not a curated record. The transcript has a single exon. Gene Ontology annotation, cellular component: cytoplasm. NCBI's taxonomy places the organism in Eukaryota, Metazoa, Chordata, Testudines, Testudinidae.
AUGGCCAGCUGGAAAUCCUAUAUUGACCACCUGAUGGCUGAUGGGACAUGCCAGGAUGCUGCCAUUGUUGGUUACAAGGAUGUUCCUUCUGUGUGGGCUGCUGUCCCUGGCAAGAUUUUUGCAGGCAUCUCUCCUGUGGAGAUGAAUGUGUUACUGGGGAAGGAUCGCUCUCCGCUAUUUGUCAAUGGACUGACACUGGGAGGCCAGAAGUGCUCCGUGAUCAGAGACAAUCUGAUGGUAGAUGGAGAGUUCACCAUGGAUCUGAGAACAAAGAACAUUAAAGGAGAACCCACUUUCAACAUUACAAUCUCCCGAACAGCCAGAACUUUGGUUGUGCUAAUGGGUAAAGAAGGAAUCCAUGGAGGAAAUGUUAACAUGAAAUGUUUUGAGAUGGCUUGCUACUUAAGAAAUGCAGGGUACUGA